CUACCAACACAAAAGCAAGGUCAGGCCUCCGUCACUCCAUGUACUUGCGCGCUAUAAGUGCCUGCCUACCGUCCAGCCGAGCGGUCUCGCUCAGUCCGCCGGCGGAUCAAAUUCAAUGCGGUUUUCGCAAGCGAAGCGCGCGCACGCCGUUCAAUUUUUAACCAACUUCUAAUAGUGCUGUUCGUUCGUACGCGUAUUAAGAUGCCGUGUGGUGCCUUAUGUGCUGUAGAUGGGUGUAAAUCGAGCAAAAGAAGGGAUAAACACCUAACAUUUUUCCAUUUACCUGUCAACGAAGAAAGGCGUAAGACAUGGGCUGAAUUGAUUGGCAGGCCCGAUUUAGCAAGGCCAGAAAUCAAGCCAAAAAGUCAUUACGUGUGUUGUCUUCAUUUUGAAAAGUCGGUGAUUAUUCAUAUACCACAGUUACGACCUGACGCUAUGCCUACAAAACUGCUGCCAUCUCUUCCAACUACUUCAAGUGCUAGUACUGAACCAAAAUGUAAGGAAAUAAUCUACACAAACACAGUAAUCUGUGGCCGAGUGCCGGCCGCGGCCGAACUCGAAGCAAGAAUGUCGGGGCUGCCAGCUCAAACAUACAUUUCCCCGAUAGUUCACAAAAAUAAUUUUAGUUGAAUAUUUUGGAUUUAAAUAUGAUUGAUAUUAUCUUGCCUCUACAUUAAUUGGUGAUAGGGGCUGGUCGAAAUGCUACAUGGCUUAAAAUUUUAAGAAAAAAGUUGCUUUUUAUAUUUGGGUAAAGCAAAAUACUGUGCGCCAUAUUUUUAUGAUGAUUAAAGUUGAUAUUCAAAUAUGGUUUGUUUGAUAGAAAUCAUCUUACGAUUCAACCUUUAAAAUAAAUACAUAUCAAAAGCGAAUUGCCUAUUUGUUAGUAUGACUCAAAAUAAUGAAUGUGUGUUGUAAGUUUAGCAGUGAUUUAACCAAAAAUGUCUCAAAUCUACGCUGGUGAUCAGAUCUAUUCUAUGCCUGAGUAUCAUUCAGUGUUAUGAACUUCCGCUUAGGUCCAAAUGGCUCCUUUCUAAUUUUAUUGUACAACAAUAACUGGCAUAUUUCCACAACUCUACUUCUUUUGUACAAAACGGGCAACUUUUGUACGCUAGCAAUAAUACCGGUCCAGGUUCGAAAUUCAAAGUGCUUGCCAGCGGGCGCGAGCUGGCAACGUCGCGUCGACCGACACAACGUGGUAUAAAUAGGUGGGUGGUUCAUAACUGCCAAGAUAAUCUUCGGCCUGACAAGACGCUUUUCAUUUUUUACAUUUACGUACUGCUGGACUGUCUGUGAGUUCCAGACUAUUUAAAUCCAAGUAUAUUUUGAUUCCUAAAGCAAUGCUUCCAUCUUGGUCAACAUCAACAGUCAUCGCCAAACGGCUACUGAGUCUUGGAAAAUCUUAAACGCCUUAAACUAAACCUGAGCUCGCUCAAUUCACAUGGUCCAAAAAUCUGUAGAGCAGACUUUUAUCAACGGAAUUGACUUACUCGCACGAUUCAUAUUCGAGGCGUGGCACUGUACUGAUAUUUUGCCAUAUUUUGUACCAGGAGUUCUGGAUCAGAAGACAAAUAUUGUUAUCAGCAUCAGAUGACCUGUAGCGUGAUAAUUCCUUCUGUUCGUCAUAAUUUCCUGACAUUAUCGUCAGAAGUGUAAAACAUGUCAAUCAGCGCUGUGACUUCCUCAAAAAAUCCUCAUUUGUUUUUCUUCGCUUUAAAAACAUUCUGUGAUCAGCAGACGACUAUCGAUGAGUCAUCUUCUAAUGGUAUUUUUAAACCACUGCAGAGAAUAGAAACACUUAUUUGUGAAGGCUACCUAUAUCAUUAUGUAAAUUAUUUUGGGCGGAGGAAUCAAGUAUUUACUCUCAUUAACUACCAUUGACGUCAAACAUGCGUCUGAAUGGAAACAAUGAAUUUAAUAAUGAUAUUAUUCUUCGUAAUGUCUGUUUUAUUCGCUCGUUCUACUUACUGUAAAGAUUUGUAACUUUCACCUAACCACUUCCCACUGAAGUUGGAACCAGUUCUCUGUGCAAAACGCGAUGUGGGCGUGUUACAAGGUAGGAAAGCUAUCGGCGAUCGACAACACGGCUACCGUUGUACUUACUAACGCUGUGGAGCUAGAGCACUCAGCUCCUCGCAGGUAGAUAAGGCAAGGAACACAAUGCUCCGCUCUGUCCUCGCAGCUUGCAUACCUCCCUUUGUAGUGCGCAUUCAUUGAUUGCCCAAGGCGUGGGCUUCAAUGACCAUGCAGUUUAAUUAUGUUGAAAUAUUUCGAAUAAUGCAUAAUAAAUGAAUUGUUUAUCGUUGAUUAUAAGCAUUACCCAUUUUUGCUAUAUGGGUUCUCUUGAUACGUACGCGAAAUUCCAAGAGAAAAGAAUCAUUUUGACAGAGUCUUAGAUGGAGAUACGUAUGUAUAAGGCAGGAGUAGAUCAAGCCAAUUUGAAAUGUAUGAUCACCAAAUAUUGACGGACCAAGGAUAUGUACUUGCGGUCUACUUCGACUGACUUUGAGACCAUACCAUUUGUGUGAAUUUUCACUUUAAGUUAACUACCUAUAUUUUGAUUCCACUAGAUUCUCUUAGAGCCUAUUUUGACGAGUACACCGUAUUCGAUGCUUUACAACAAUUUGAGAAACCGAAGUCAGGGUAAAAUUGCGUAACUUGAAUAUCAGAAAUUUUCACGAUAACGAGUACAUAUAUUUUUCACUUUACCACACCUAGUAAUUGAAUGAACCAUCCAUCGUGGGGGCGUUAUUUAUCUACGACAAAAUAAUGAAUGACGGAUUUCUUGGACGCGCCGCCCGCCAUGGUUAUAAAGUUGUCAUGUCAGCUAUUUUGAAUCAAGGGUUUUUAUGUACGCAUCGUGCAAAUUCAGAAUACUUUUUCUGGUAUGGUUUUUCUUGUGGGCUCUUAUGUUUUUAAAGGGCACUUGUUACUUGUUAGAAGACUAUAAAUGAGAUGUUCUUAGUCAAGUAGACAAAGCAGGAUCUAGGAUUUUACAUUAACGCUUUUAUCUCUCCUUUAAGAAGACGAUAUUUCUAUGAGGUUUGGUCACAAAAAAGUGAUCACCACUAAGGAACAGUAGCCGACCUACCUAAUUUACCAUGUUUAUUAAAACUACCUAUGUCCUUCUACUAUUUGAUUGCUUAUUGCAAAAAUACUGAAUCAAUCUGAUCUGAUACCACGUGCUACGUUUUAAGUACGAAAUUCUUUCCUAUUUCUUCUUGAGUCUUUUCAAUUAAAUGUUUUUCAACUCACUUUGAACUUGUCCAGAAUUUCUAAGAAAUGUUUUUUCAGCAAAUAAGUAGGUACCUAUGUACGUAACACUCAACGAAAGAAGUCUGAUUGUAAAGAAACUCUGAGUGUAUUUCUCGUACGGGGAAACUCCUGUUGGCCUUAAACGCGGCGUCGAUCGAUCGUGCGACGUUGCCGCUCUGUGGCCGGGCUCGCCGCCGCCAGCUCUGCAACACUUACUGUUUAUUUUUAUUGUUGCCAAUCAAUUAUUAUGAACGAAUAAUGACACCUGUCCACUCACAUGGUAACUUACCCUUAGCGUUCAAUGAGAUCAAAUAAAUACACUUAAAAAUCAUUUUUCUCAAGUGGUUCUGUCUGUUUAUUUUGGAGUUGUUUGAUCUUCUUUUAUCCUACACCAAAUGCUAAUAAUAAUACGAUUUGAAAUUAAAAUUUAUACCUACAACCAUUCAAUACCUAAAAUUCUAAAUAAACGAGUGUUAUAUACCUACCUACUUACUUACUUAAUUUAAAGGAAUCAUACAAUUCAUUUAAGAAUAAAUACUUAGUUUUAUUUGCUUUUUUUUGUGAGAAGGGUGUCUUAAAUAAUUUCCGUUUUUUAUUUACCCAAAUUUUAGGGAAAUGUUUUUUUUUUUAAUUUCAAUACUGGAUGGUAGGUACGCUUUCGUAAACUACGUACAAAGGUUCGAAACUGCUCACUCACACAAGCGCGUGUAUCGACGGGACGAAUGAGCGGUUCUUGCGUUACUGCCAGUAGGUAGUGUGCGCCGCUGCGCCGAAACGAGUGCUCACGUAUAAGUUUAUUUCGCUGUUUUACGUAGGUAGAAUAAAUAUACAUAUUAACUAGUAAUAAGUUAUCUGUGCUUUAAAGCAAAAAUGCCAGGAGCGUAUUGUGCAGUAUUUGGCUGUUUCAAUGCGGCUGCAUCAAAUCCGGAGCUUUCGUUUUUUGGACUUCCUACUGAUUAUAAAAGACGUGCCACAUGGCUGCAGUUAAUUUGUAGAGAAGAGUUGCAAGAUAGGAACCCGAACAGCUACACAGUUUGUGAAGCGCACUUCGACCCUCGAGCCGUUAUACACGGGAAGUUACUGAAGAGGUUGAGAGCAUUCUCUAUACCAACACGUAAUUUGCCAAAUAAGGAUGUCCUUCAAAAAGAAACUCAAACCGAAGUACGUACGACAGAAAACAAAUUCGCACAAACAGAUUUUUAUGUAUUGAAACUGGAAUCAGGUGCACAGACUCCUAACUACCUUCAGAACUCACUUCCAUGUGUAAAAAAACUGAAAGAUGAGCUUACAGCGUGUAAGAAGCAGACGAAAUCGGCAAAUGCAAGUAACUUGUCAAAAGACACGUUCCAUAAGCUUUGCGACAAGUUUUUGACUAAACCCUUAGCAGAGAUCGUGAAGGCACAAACUAAAUUGAAAUUCCAUGGCAAAGGCAAUAGAUAUUCGCCGAAAUAUAAACAGUUUUGUAUCAAUUUGUACUACACAAGUCCACAGGCCUACAAAUUACUGGAGCAAGCUUUGUGCUUGCCGAAUGUAGCAACGUUAGGGAAACACUCUUUGCCAGUUAGCACGGAACUUAAUGAGCAUCUAAUGGCAACCCUACAGGCCAAAGUUAAUAAUAUGUCAAAUUCUGAGAGAAUUUGUUCGGUCGUUGUGGACGCCGUGAGCCUGAAAUCAAGUCUCUUCUACAAUAUACGUUUGGACAAAAUCAUCGGACUGCAAGAGGUCAACGGAGUUCAGUCACCGGUACUAGCAGCACAGGCUGUUGUAGUCAUAAUACGAGGCAUUUUUGGAAACUGGCAACAACCCAUUGGUUUUGCACUCCUUGGGGAUUGUAAUAACAGCGAGGACAUUUCAAGGUGGAUUGAAAAGUUAUUGGAAAGACUUCUUGAGGUUGGCUUAGAUAUUAGGACAUUUAUUUCCGACCUUGAAUCCGAUCUCUUGUCCGAAGAUAAAAAGAAAUUAAUUUCUAUUGAGAAACCAUAUUUCUUUAUAAAUAACAGAAAAAUAUUCUAUAUAAUUGACUCCCUGCACUUGAUUAAAUCAUUGAGAAACAAUCUGAUGGUAAAUGACUUCCAUUUCCAAGGGUCGGUAGCUAAAUAUGAACAUAUUCUGCAGUUUUAUGAAAGUGAGAAAAACAAAUCCUUUAAACUAGCUCCAAAGUUAUCAGAGACUCAUAUUAAACCCUCAAAUUUUGAGAAAAAGCAGGUUCAUUACGCAACCGAGUUAUUAAGUCAUACAGUAGCAACCGCUAUCUCAUGCUACAUCGAUUUUCAAGCAAUAAGCGGAGCCGCACAAGAUACUGUCAAGUUAAUUAAAAUUAUAAACGACUUGUUCGACAUCUUGAAUUCGUCAACCGUGCACUCGACGUGCGAAUACAAGCAAGCGUUCUGUGGCAGCUUGACACAAAGAACAUUUAUGAAUGAAAUGCUAGAGUUCUUUAAAUCGUUGAAACUAAUUAAUUCGACAACAGGACGCGAUGUGACUUCAACUGCCAAAUUCAUUAGGGGAUAUCAAAUAACGAUCACGUCAAUUCUACUUUUGUUUGACGAGCUCACGGCAGAAGGCUAUAACAACCUAUUGACCAGGCGACUCAAUCAAGACGUUACAGAUAUUUUGUUUGGUCAAGUCCGACGCAAGCGCAAAAGGCCCAGCACCAGACAAUUUAUGACAGCAUUUAGAAAAAUAUUCUUUUCUAACAUAAUAAAAGCAGGCAAACAAGGGAAGAGCUCAGGUGAUUUGUCACAAUUACUUGUGAACACAGAAAAACUAGGAGUUAUGUUAAGUGCUGAGACCGAAGAAAAUGCGUUUGGAAUGGAAGAAGACUGUAAUGAAACGAACACAGAAGCCAGCACUCAUCCCAUUUCGACUUCAGAUUACAAUAACAUAGAAUUGCCUGAAGAAAAUAAGUUGAAAUAUAUUAGUAGUUACUUGUUUAAGAAAUGUGUGAUCAUACAUGGUGGUUGCGAACAGUUGAAGCAGAAUUUAAAGCUGGAUAAUACAAACGAAACAAUUCAAAUGGAUGUAGAUUGUCUAACAAAUAUCGAUGAUAUUGACGUACAAGUCGCUCCACCAGAUAGCUUCGAUAACUUUGUACAAGAGAUGGAAAGGUGUUAUCAGAACUUUUUCAAUAAUUGCUACAUCAAUUCUAAGAUAGCCAAAUCCAUUUUCGAAACUAUGAAUCAACUAAUUUACUGCGCUCCUUGUUCAUGUUUUCCAAUAAAUUAUGCCAAAAAACUAUUUAUUAGGAUAAGAAUUUAUAUCAUUGUAAGAAAUAAUAACGAAGAGUUGAGCAAACAUCGAUCUACUAAGAAAUUGUUUUCUGUUGCGAACUUGUAAACAUUAUAGAUUGAAUUGUUAGUUAAAUUGCACCUUUUUUAAAACCUGACAUCUUGUCAAAGCUGAUUUGCUCCCUUGUAAAUAAGCCCGAGGUGGCAAUAGGUCAAGGUACUCCACCCAUAGUGGCAGCGAAUAUCGGUUAUUUAAAACUGAUCUGAAAGUCUUUACCGAUUACGAAAAUUGGUUACCCAUUUUAGGUACCUACGUGAAGUCGGCUGUCGGACACAAAAGUGUCUCGAAAACUAAAACUAAUUAAAAGAAAUAUCUUAAAACUUGUUACUGAAUUACAGACUUUAUUAAAAUUAAGUUGAUUGAUUGAAA
Messenger RNA from Helicoverpa zea (corn earworm), 6909 nucleotides. RefSeq lists its product as uncharacterized. Bases 4123 to 6588 code for a protein of 821 amino acids. The transcript has 3 exons. The record is from RefSeq and is a predicted model, not a curated record. Lineage: Eukaryota; Metazoa; Arthropoda; Insecta; Lepidoptera; Noctuidae.